AUGGGGAGGGUCUUCAUGGACAUCAACAUGGACAACCUGGCGCUCCGGUGUUUCAACAAGGUGUUGGAGCCAGCGGAGGAGGCCGCGGGGCGGCAGCCGCUGUUCCGGCGGCACGCGCUGCUCCUGAAGGCCAUCUGCCUGCUCAACGAGGCGGAGAAGGACCCGAAGGUGGAGGUGCCGGCCGGCCUGGCGCUGUGGGCGCGGGCCGAAGGGCUGCCUCUGUCGGAGGAGGCUGGUGCCUUGCCACUGGACCAGCAAAUCGCCCAGUGGGAGGAGGAGGCCCGGCCGCAGGGCUCCGGCGCUUCUGGCGGCGGCAGCUCGGACCUGUCCGUGGCCCUUGGGCUGUUGCGGCUGCUGGAGGGCCCAACCUCGGAGGCGCCGCGAGCCUUCGCGAACGCGUUGCUCGCAUCGGACGCCACCUCCGACGGCUGCUUCAGCGGCCAGGAUCGGCUAGCUGUCAAGUGGAACAUGCUGGGCGCGGUCAUGGCGAAUCGCGGCCGGCACGAGGACGCUCUGCACGCCCUCGAGCAGGCGCUGCGUCUGAACCAGCACUACCCCCGCGCCCUGAUGAACCGGUCAAUUUCACAGUCCGUUCUUGGUCAACAUCGCCAAGCGGCCGCAUCUUGCGUCACCGCUCUAGGCAAGAUCCCCUUGUGGAGCACGGACGCGGUGUGGGCGGUGCUGCAGCAGGCCGUAGGGCGCGUGGACGACGGGGAUGAGCUCGUCGAGGCAGUGGAGAAGAAAAACAUCACUCAGGUUCGUAAGCUGCUGGCCCCAGAGCUCGCCAGCGUCCCCAAGACCGACCCGGAGCCAGACGUCGCGGCUUUGUUGGGCAAGAUCGGCCUUUAG
Molecule: messenger RNA, 849 nt
Organism: Prorocentrum cordatum
Lineage: Eukaryota; Dinophyceae; Prorocentrales; Prorocentraceae
Source: the annotation of a GenBank genome assembly